This is a messenger RNA of Brachypodium distachyon (stiff brome), 1454 nucleotides long. RefSeq lists its product as uncharacterized. The record is from RefSeq and is a predicted model, not a curated record. Bases 101 to 643 code for a protein of 180 amino acids. The transcript has 2 exons. NCBI's taxonomy places the organism in Eukaryota, Viridiplantae, Streptophyta, Magnoliopsida, Poales, Poaceae.
CUUUCUUCCACCCCACCCGCCGAUCUUUCUCCCAAUCUCAAACAGAGACGUAGCGUUGAAGGCUUGUUGAUCAUCAAAUUCAGUUUUUGCAGAAACGAAUAUGAACCGGCGGUUUGUGAAUCUGGUGAUGAAGAACUACGCCGAUUGCUUUUAUUCUUUGCGCCGCAUCGAUCCUUACAACAUUUUCUUCUACGGGUCAGCAAAAGCAGCACUUGAAGCCGCAGAUGAAGCUGUCAAGAAGAAGGAAUAUUUUCCAGCGAUGCAGACCCUGCAGCUGCCGAGCCCAUGCAUGAACUUCGCUGCAGCCACCCCCGGCGGCAACCUGACUAUGUUCGCGCUCUUGAGCCACCGCGGCACCAGCGAAGGCAGAAUAGUCUACGGAAAAUCAGAUGGCGAGGCCGAGCUGUAUGACGCCGACAAGAAUAUCCACAACUCGCUGGGCCGCCUCAACGACCCCAAGGGGAUAGACCCUGUGUGCCUGCCCGUCGUGCACCCCGACGACCCGGACCAAAGCAUCAUGUACGUCUUGGACAGGUACCCCGAAGAGAGGGAGGUCGGGAGGGCCGUUAAUCGGUGCUUCGAGGUCCUCGAGUCCGUGCCCAAAGAGGCUGCUGCACUGGUUCGCAACAACACGACCUGGUAGCGUUGGCGGCGUCUUCCACCGCCUCCAUUCGUUCUCGAAGAUGGGUACGUAUCCUCCACCAUUUCCUCCUACGCCACCAAGGUCGACGGCAAUGGCUAUUCCACCAUCUACAUAUCAGCCAGUUCCGGCAUCGGCACCUACAGCUUCGAGACGGCACGCCGUGACUGCAGUCAACGUCUAGGAUGGAGGCGCACGGAGGAAUGGAGUCGUGUUGGGCCAUGGCAGCUGCCAUUUGUUGGCAGUGCUCAGUACGUUCCUGAUUUCAAUCGAUGGUUUGGUUUCACCCUCCAAGCCCCACCACCUGUGUGCUGUGGACCUCUCCACGAUGGACCAUGAACGACCACCCAUUGUACAGCAAGUUUGGCCAGAUGUGAUCCCACCUCAGGGAAAGGAGUGGCUUGUAGUAUAUAUCAAGCUUCUCGACCUGGGCAAUGGCAAGUUUCUCAUCGCCAAGACUUUUGAGGAAGGACCAUACAGUCGGGAGUUUACUGUGCUCACCGGCAUAGAGAUGAUGAAGGCUGGUGGUCAGAGCCUUCAGAUGGUCAAGCACAAGUGCGCCCGUUUUGACUUUGACCACGAAAGCAUCGACUGGGUGCUCUGAAUGAAUAACAGCAUUGAGUUGGUGCUCUGAAUGAACAAUAAUCUUGCAUCCGCAUUUGUAAUGCGGUCACCGAUUACGUUGCUAGUAGGUGAUCCAUUUGCAUAAUUAAGGGUAUGUGUGUUCAGUUCAGGCGGGGCAUGAGAUGGUUUGCGAAGAAAACAAUGUAUCAUGUUCAAUUAUAUAAUGUAUGGUUGGCUGGUUAUUUUCUCU